Messenger RNA from Mucor velutinosus, 480 nucleotides. RefSeq lists its product as uncharacterized. Bases 1 to 480 code for a protein of 159 amino acids. The record is from RefSeq and is a predicted model, not a curated record. NCBI's taxonomy places the organism in Eukaryota, Fungi, Mucoromycota, Mucoromycetes, Mucorales, Mucoraceae. The transcript has a single exon.
AUGAAAGACAAGCAGAGGAGCCGGCAUGAGGAUACUCCCACUAACAAGCUUUCUUAUCUUCCACUGUCUCCUCCAUCACAUCAAAAAUCACCUCAAGACUCGCAUUAUCAAUCAUCUUCCUCUCCAGUAGGAAGACCUCCACCUAUGCUACAGCAACCUUAUUUAUUCAGCAAUCAGGCUAGCGAUAGUGAAUGCAAUAGUGAGAUGAUUACUGCCAGCGAUAAUUUCGUAAUUGAAGAAAUGAAUGCAUUUCUUUUGGCCAGUCAAGAAGGUGAAUCCUCCUCUUCCUCCUCUUCUGCUUCUUCUUCUAAUCCCAAUCAUUGUUUCAAUAUAUUGAAUCAAUAUCCCAUGGAUUUUGAACUCUAUGAUUUACUUGGCGGAAAUCCUGGUGACAUGGAUGACGAUUCAAUGUCUUAUACCUCUGAUAAUAACGAUUGGUUUCCUACUUUGCCAGACAAUAACACAUCUCGGGAAGCUUAA